Messenger RNA from Magnusiomyces paraingens, 2391 nucleotides. RefSeq lists its product as uncharacterized. NCBI's taxonomy places the organism in Eukaryota, Fungi, Ascomycota, Dipodascomycetes, Dipodascales, Dipodascaceae. Bases 1 to 2391 code for a protein of 796 amino acids. Gene Ontology annotation, biological process: DNA integration. The record is from RefSeq and is a predicted model, not a curated record. The transcript has 4 exons. Gene Ontology annotation, molecular function: nucleic acid binding.
AUGUUGUUUUCCUUGAUUUUAAUUGUCGUCUGGCAUCCUUCUUCAAUCUUGGAUUUAAGUCAUUCAGUCCAUCACGUUUUUGUUGCUGAAUCUACUACUUCUGCUGAGGCCAACUCAGUUGUUGGGUCUGAUUCUUUUGACUUUAUCCAUGAUACCGGUGCUACCAGUCACAUUUGCAAUAACAUCUCAUAUUUUUCUUCUCUUCGUCCCACUUCGGCUACCAUUCGUGGUCUUGGUUCUGCUACUGCUGAGGGGUUGGCGACAUUGUCGUUGAUCUUCUUGAUUCCUCGCAAUUUAUUUGCUGCUCGUCGAGCUACUGCUGGUGGUUGUCGGUUCAUUCAAGACCUUAACCAUAUUUCUGCUGUUGAAAAUGGCAAAACUCGAGUCCACGCUACAUUGCCAUGGCCAGUUCAUGAGGUGUUUGCUGUUGAGUCGUCUGCCAAUCUUUGGCAUAAGCGACUUGGUCACGCCAGUGUGGACGUUCUCAAGAAAUUAUCUAAGUCACUUUCUGUCAAGCCUACUCAUUUUGAGGUUGUGGAUAGUCAUAAGUGUGACGCUUGUUUGGGUGGCAAAGCCACAGCAUUGCUAUUUAAUGGUACCACAGAAAAAGCUAGUCGUCCUUUGGAGUUAUUUGUUUCUGAUUUAAGCGGUCCUCAUGUCGCUACCCCUGUGGGUCAUCGUUAUGUCUUAACCAUUAUGGAUUAUUAUUCCAGGUACUCUUAUGUGGAGUUGUUGGUUAGGAAAAGUGAUGCAAGUCUUGCCAUUCGUAACUUUAUUGCUAGGUGUGAAUCUUAUUUUUCUGGUGAUUCUGCUGGUGAUCGAGUUGCAUAUUUUCAUUCUGAUAAUGGCGGCGAAUACAUUUCCAAAGACCUGGAGCAGUUCUUUGUGUCUAAGGGUAUCAAGCAUACUUAUACAGUUCCUCAUACUCCUCAACAAAAUGGUGUUGCUGAGCGAUUGAAUCGCACAUUAUUUGAGAAAGCCAAGUCUAUGCUUUUAUAUGCUCAUGCUCCUGAAUACUUAUGGGGUGAAGCUGUCAAGUCUGCUAAUUAUAUUAGGAACCGUCUUCCUAGUCGUACCACUGGUGGUGUUGCACCUCUUCAACUUUGGACUGGUAAACCUCCUAGUUAUCAUCAUAUGAAAGUAUUUGGUUGUCAAGCUACAGUUGUUCUUCCUGGUGCUAAAAGAGAAUCCAAGUUAAGUUCAAAUACUGAAGCUGGUGUUUUUGUUGGGUAUUCUUUGGAUCGUACAGCUUAUCGAGUUCUUCUUGAUUCAAGCAUUGUUGAAGCCAGGAGUGUUUACUUUGAUGAGUCCAAGUUUCCAUUUAUGAAAAGUGAUAAAGACUUGUCUAUUAAUGGUACUGGUGUUGGGUUUAGUGUUGGUUCUGGUUCAGGGUCCAUGUCAGGGCCUUGUUUUGAUUCUAAGGGGUCUGGUUUAGGAUCUAAUGUUAGGGUUAAUUCUAUUGCUAGUUCUGAUUCAAGUUCUGGUUCUAGUUUUGGGUCUCUCAUAGAUCUUUACCAGCAUCCCUCAUCUGGUUCUGGUUCUGGUUCUAUUUGUGUUUUACCGUCUCCGUCUCCGUCUUCUUCUCCGUCUCAUUCUCCGUCGCCACCUCCUCCUUCUUCUUCUUCUUCUAUUAUUGUUCAUAAGCCUCGUUCUGUUCGUCGCAUUUUGUCUACACCUUCUGCUCCUCUUGAGUCUCCUACUCUUCCUACUCUUCCUUCUAUUCCUUCUGUUCCAUCUCUUCCUAGUUCUCCUAUUCUUCCACCUUCAGAUCAUGAUGUCUCUAUCUCUCCUGACUCAAGUCCUAUUGUUUCUUCUUCGGAAUAUAUUCCUUCACAAUUAGACUUAUCUGAAGCUGGUCCAUCUAUUAAUGAAUCUGAUAUUUCAGGUGAUUCUGGGAUCUCGCAACGAGGGGGUGAUAUUGGGUUUCAACCGUCUAUCAUUGCUUCGUCUCCCACUCCACCACCUUCUGUUGAAUUGGAAGUAGUGCCACUUAGUCAAGAAUCUCCUUCGCCUGAUCUUGUUAAUUCUCUUGACCUGUUGAGCAUGCAAUGUUGUCGCAGACUAGUGCAGUUGAUAAUGCACGUUAUGGGCCGCACUUCGGCUUAUAUUAAUCUUACUUCCUCUGAAAAACUCACUCCUCUCAACUAUCAUGUCUGGGCUACUAAGAUCCUUUUGGGUCUUCGUGCAAUGAAUAAUGGUGUCCAUCUUUAUGUCGAAGCUGGUACUGUCAAUCCAGCUGCUAAUGAAUCCCUCGAAGACCUCACCGCCUCGCUUGACACCGUCGUCCAUGAUGUUAUCCUCAACAAUAUUUCUCCUGAGUUGAUCGAACAUGUUAAUGAUGUGGCCAUUAGAGGCCGUGACCUCUGGCUUUAUCUUCAUCAGGGAGUAUAG